Messenger RNA from Corvus hawaiiensis (hawaiian crow), 4978 nucleotides. RefSeq names its product RCC1 like (gene RCC1L). The transcript has 10 exons. Bases 38 to 1438 code for a protein of 466 amino acids. Lineage: Eukaryota; Metazoa; Chordata; Aves; Passeriformes; Corvidae. The record is from RefSeq and is a predicted model, not a curated record.
UGGAGAGAGGCAAGAUGGCGGCGGCCUGAGGGAAGCCAUGGCGGGGGUGGUGCGGCGGCUGCUCUGCAGGGGCCUGGGCGUGGCGGCGGGGCCGCCGAGAACCCGCCAGCUGCGGGAGGCCGAGGAGGCCGCCCCGGUGUUCCAGUACGCGGGGAAGGCGGCCAGGCGCAAGGACCGCGUGUUCGUGUGGGGCUUCAGCUACUCGGGCGCCCUGGGCGUCCCCAGCUUCGUGAGGCCGGACGCGGGCUGGAAGAAGCCGCGGCGCAUCCAACCCACGCCGUACCGCCUGGAGACAGAGGAGAAGAUAACGUCUGCUGCCUGCGGUUAUGGGUUCACACUGCUGGCUUCUAAUACCAGAGACAUCACCAAAGUGUGGGGCAUGGGGCUCAACAAGGACUCCCAGCUUGGAUUCCAGAGAAGCAGAAGAGAUCAAACUAAGGGCUAUGAAUAUGUCUUGGAACCAUCUCCAAUUCCAUUACCGCUGGAGAAGCCGCAGCAAACUCGGGUCUUGCAAGUGUCCUGUGGGAGAGCCCAUUCCCUGGUCCUGACAGAUAGUGAAGGAGUUUUCACAAUGGGAAACAAUUCUUAUGGACAGUGUGGCCGGAAGGUUGUUGAAGAUGAAAUUUACAGUGGAAGCCAUCUCAUUCAUCAGCUGAAGGAAUUUGACAGCAGAGUUGUCCAGGUUGUGUGUGGGCAGGACCACAGUCUGUUUAGAACCAAGAAAGGUACAAUCUAUGCAUGUGGAUGGGGAGCUGAUGGACAAACAGGUCUUGGACACUAUAACAUCACCAGUGUUCCUACUAAGUUGCAUGGUGACAUUGCUGGAGUAAACAUUAUCCAGGUCUCUUCCUAUGGGGACUGUUGUCUGGCUGUUUCAGAUGAAGGAGAUGUCUUUGGUUGGGGAAAUUCAGAAUACUUGCAGUUGGCAUCUGUCACAGAAACCACACAGGUGAAUGUUCCCAGGCAUUUGCCAUUCAAGAUUGGGAAGAUAAAGGAGGCUGCCUGUGGAGGGACUGGCAAUGUUGUGCUAACAGAGGAAGGAAAUGUUUUUGUCUGGGGAUAUGGAAUUCUUGGGAAAGGACCAAACCUAACAGAGACAGCAGUGCCAGAGAUGAUCCCACCCAGCCUUUUUGGCUGGUCAGACUUCAGUCCGGACAUCCGUGUUGCUCACGUUCGCUGUGGACUCAGCCAAUUUGCGGCACUUACAAACAGAGGAGAAUUGUUUGUAUGGGGGAAGAAUCUAAGAGGGUGCCUGGGAACUGGAAGAAUGGAAGACCAGUAUUUCCCGUGGAGAGUAAGGAUGGUGGUAUUAAGGCCAAGAGUACAUUCUUUGGCUAGUUUUUGUUAUCCUAAGGAAAAGGACUAUCAUUUGCUAUGUGUUUUUUUGCUGCAAUUUGCUGUGUUGAGUAAUUCUGAAAGAAGUGAAAGCCUAAAAUGACUGUAGAAGUGCUUUGUUUUCCAGAGGUCCUUGUGUAGCCUGCUUGGGGAUGGAGGUAUUCAGUAAACCUUUUAGUCUGCUGUGCCAGUAAUGAUUUCGAAUCCUAAAACAGCAUCUGGUGCUGUGCCACCACAUCUAAACAGUUCUCAUCUCCUUCCUGUCCACUGUCAUCUGCCUGCUACCCCUACUGCCUCUUCCUUCCCCUUCUAACCUGUGCUUCUCUUUGUAUGUGCUGCAAAGAAAAUCAUCAGUAUUGGUCAUCUGUCCGAAUCAUUACUCACCUAAAUUAGGUGAAAAUUUUGGUCUGUAGUGGCUAGAGGUCCACAUAGUGGUGGGCUUCCUUCCCACUUGUGGUGGUGGGUCAUUGGGCUGACUGUCAGCUUACAGUAGGAGAUCCUUACUUAACCAUAUUUGUAGCUGUUUCACAGUGCUUCCAGUUCCACUGCUUCCUCCCAGGUGGCUCUGAGAGCCAGACUCAUUGGAUGUAGAAGAGUCUUUGGCUCUGGAGUUCAGCAUUCUCCAGAUCCAGACCACAGAUGCUCGUGGUCUUCAGGAAGGCCGAGUAGGAGAUGAGGGAGGCAAUCAGUUGGACCACCCUGGAGUCCCUGUCAUUGUAUCUGAACUUGCAGUAAAUGUGCUUCUGUAGUAUGCUUUCUUAUUUGUUUAAAAAUGAACAAAGCCAGACCAGCUCUUGAACAUUUGCCUAAAAUCACAGUGCUGUAGCUGAGUGGAAUCUCUGAAUUCACUUCCCCAAAUGUGAACAUUGGGGGUUAUGCUCUUUCAGACAGCCAGCUCCUGUCUGACAGUACUGUGGCAAUGUGCUGGGAUCCUUGUCUGUGACCUCCUGCUCUAGAACUAGCUGCUGUCCUCUCUCUUAGCUCUAAGGAACAUCUCGCUUUUUUAGACUCUGCUUUCCUGAAGUUUGAAGUCACUUUUAAGUGAAUAAGCUGUAACUUCAGGAGUGAGGUGCUGCUCUCUUAGCAUCAAAGCACAAACUGCCUUAGGCUGAGUUGAGCCUUUGCCUUGUUCCAGUUCUUGCUGAUGAGAGAAUAGGCAAAUCCCUGUGGUGUUUGGGCAGAUCCUCUUCCUAAUGUCUAGAUUAUGCUCUGUUCAGUCGUGCUGCUUCUGCUGCUGAACAGAUGGGCUGAGGCUACAAUCUCCUCACUGUCUGCUAGUGAGCCUGCUCUUCUUUCUCCUUCCAAACCUUUAUGUGCUUCUGUGAAGGAGAAAGAGGAAUAUUUCACAGCUCAAUGCACAAGCCUGCCUGGUGCUGAAUCUUGCUCUUUCUGUGCUUUUAAGUUGGCACUUGCAUUGGUACAAAUCCCUGUGAAACUAGCUGGCAUGUUGAGCAGGGGGAGGAUGAGAAAUAGGAAGUAUCAGGUGCAAAGUACCAGCUUGAUAAAUAACCCACUCUCUCAUGUGUUUCAUCCAGGUGACUGUACCCGGUGAGGUGGUGGAUGUGGCAUGUGGAGUUGAUCAUAUGGUAAGCAUGGUCAGGUCUUUUACCUAGGAAUGCUGCUGGGCCUCAGCACUGUACCAGGGCGAUGCAGGGACUUGGUGACGAUCUUCUUUGAUUCUAUGAAACCAAGUGACUGUGAGCAGAGACAGCCAUACCAGUGUCUGGGUUAUUGUCAUCCCUGCAUCAUCGAAAUGCUCUGGCCUGGCUGCAGGAAAGAAGCACAUUCCCCGAGGAGUGUGGAAAUGCAAGGAGUGCUCUGGCUCGUUCGUGAUGAGCUCCCAGAGAACCUGAGGCCCAGCCCCAAGCUGGUGAGCCCCUCUGUGCAUGAAGAGCAUCUCCUUUAAGGAAGACUGGCAUGGGGUGAAAUCUACAGCACAGGACAUUGACAUGUGGACAUUUCUUGUCACCAGCUCUGGAGUGUCAGUGUUGGGCAGAGCCAAACUAUUUCUCAAGGGAAAUGUUGGGUGGUUUUUUAUUGCUAUUUUUUAUGUGGAAGAGAGGUCAUGCUGGCUGUUGAAGCCCAGCACAGCUGUCCUCAGUGGCCACCAUCAGCUGCACUGUGCCCAGGCUGUUGUCCUCUGCAGAGACUGGAUGCACGGGUGGUUGCACAGCCCUGGCCUUGAGGCAGUGAUGUUUCUAUGGACUGUUAAAGGCUUUCUGUGUUAGUGCUAAAGGCUGAACACCAAAGGAACACAUUCAAAGAGUAAGAACCUGUUUGCAGGGGUAAGUACUGUUAAAUAGGACAGCAGGCUCUCUGUGGUGCAGGAGAGCAGAUGGAUGGUGAUGGAAGCCCAUCUAGCCUAUUGAGGGAGGCUGGAAACAAAGUCCCAGUCAGCUACCUGCAAAAUCAGUGCUCAGGCAUGGAUGUGAGCAGUGCUCACCGCCCCUCAGGUACCUUUGUCUCUUUGUGCUGAUCACACAUCACUGCCUUUGAUUUUUUUGGGGAUUCCCUACACUCUUUCUGUUUUCAGUGGUAUGGUGGCUCUCAGUUACAAUUCGCUAGGGUUUUCAGGAUUGCUUAGCAGGAGGAGGAGUCUUAAUAGGUAAGAAGCAGAGCUUCAUUCCUUGGUACCUUCUCAGCAGUAAGCUGAUAGAGGUGGGAUGCAACAGCUGUGCGUAUCUGAAGCAGGCACUUACCCAGUCUCACACCCAAGCAUGGGAAACUAUCUCCUGUGAAACACUCCAAACAUCGGGCAGAGUUGUGCAAACUAUUUUGGUGAAAUCCAAGCUAGUAGAUUUUCAAUUAAGUGAUUAUAAAAUCUUUAUCAGUAGUAAUAGGAAUAUUCUUGAACAUGAUCUGCUCAUGCAUUGAUCAGAUCUGCAUUUAAACUGCAGCAUUUUGGUUCACACUUACAUGACAGGAAACCACUUCUGUCAGCUGAGCCACCUCCAUACCUGCGGGACUGAUAGUGUUGUAGUCAGGCAUUGCAUCCAUGGCCCCAGGGGACACCACAUACAUUUGGGCUUCAUUAGAUGAAAUUCUGUGCCAAGAGUCUGUGUGUAAACUUUACCUUGAUUAAAUAAGUUUUGAAGGGCUUUGCAUAAAAUACAGGAAAGGUGAACCAAAGUACAGGGAAAUAGAGACACAUCUCUUGAGUUGUUGUUGAUGUUCCUGUGUAAUAGGUAUUUCUGGGUGGGUUGAGGCAGAACAGAAAGCUACUCUGAAACUGGCAGACCUUCACUGCUCUGAACUCCCAUUUGGUUGGCGUUAAUUUGUACCCGAUUCUACGUGUGACUUGGGCAAUUCGUGGUGCACAAGCAUGUCUUGUUGGCCUCAUGGGAGUAGCUAUGCCCUUUCAACUUGAGGAGGCUUAUUAAACCAUGGAGAACAAAAACUGGUAAGAAAGGUGUUGCAAACAAUUCUUUUCAUGGAUGUUGCUGUUGAGGUGGGCUGAUUAGUGCUGGGCUCUCAGCUGCUCUCAUUCACAGCUGUUAGACAAUGCACCUUGGGGCUGGGCCUUCUGAAGAGCUGGGUUGAGUCUUUGUGUUGCAUUCUUGCUGUGCAAUAAAUUGCAAAUUCUGUGUGUUAAUGAGAUGCCAGUGAGGUCUUCAGCCCUAAAUAGAAGUGUUGUAUGACUUAA